Molecule: messenger RNA, 2067 nt
Organism: Oncorhynchus keta (chum salmon)
Lineage: Eukaryota; Metazoa; Chordata; Actinopteri; Salmoniformes; Salmonidae
Product: translation initiation factor IF-2-like
Exons: 2
Coding region: 495-971 (158 amino acids)
Source: RefSeq, a predicted model, not a curated record
AAUGAGGUAAAACAGAGAUACAGCGAUACUGGAUAUCGAUACACUUUACAGACGUAACUAGCUACUGAAUUGACUAAUGAAUGGAUAUAUGUGGACAGCCAAAUCUUGGCUAAGCAGCUAUCUUUAUACUAGCCCUUGAUCAUGAAUCUCAGUUUCAUUACAUUACACAUAACAGUCAUUGGACGAAGGUGUCUUCUGUAUGCGUAGUUUUGUUAAGCAUCCCUGACGGUCAAUCUGAACAUACAUACGUGUCAUUGUGUUAAGGUUUUGGAAACAUAAGUACCUUAUCUUUCAUAGCUGGAAAUAUUAAGUUGAUACACACCAUGAUAGGGUUAGUGUUCCCACAUGGCCAUACUUCCAUGUUACAGGGCGUGGUUACAGAUAACAGAGGGAUGACAAGAGGCGACCACCUGAGAUAAUUAGCUAUCUUGUGCACUCCGAACACCUGUGUUUAAGCAUCAUUUGAGAAGUGAGCAGAACUGUAGUUUCAUUGCAUGGAGGCACCCAUAGCUGUAAGGAUCUAUGCAAAGCUGCUACACUAUCCUCUGUGCAGGCCUUUGUACACACCAGUGAGCUGCUUCGACCACACCCUGGUCCAAGCAGGCUCUUGUCCCACACCCUGGUCCAAGCAGGCCCAGCCUUCAGCCUCAGCCCCAGACCUCCAGCCAGCUACAAGGCCUGGUCAGGGAGCCAAACAUCCAGCCCCGGACGUCCAGCCAGCUGCAAGGCCUGGUCAGGGAGCCAAACCCCCAGGCCCCAGCCCCAGACGUCCAGCAAGCUGCAAGACCUGGUCAGGGAGCCAAACCUCCAGACCCAGAUGUCCAGCCAGCUGCAAGGCCUGGUCAGGGAGCCAUACCCCCAGGUCCCAGCCCCAGACAUCCAGCAAGCUGCAAGGCCUGGUCAGGGAGCCAAACCUCCAGACCCAGACGUCCAGCCAGCUACAAGGCCUGGUCAGGGAGCCAAACAUCUAGGCCCCAGCCCCAGACGUCCAGCCAGCUGAAAUGCCCCAGAGCUGAGCAGAGAAUCAGGUUAGAGGUCGAGAUGGAGGGAAUCUAGACUGGCAGUUUGUGUUGAGAUGAUAUUGGUAAACAAUAAACAGUGGGAUGGGACUGAUACACACACACACACAGAAAGAGAGAGGGAGCGAGAGAGAGAGAUGGAAGGAGAUGUGUAGAUGUGUAGACAAUAAGUUGAUUAUGGAGGAGACAUGGAGUUGGCGAGACAUGUUGUUGAUAUGGGGUGGUUGAAUAGUUUUGACCCAGUACUGGACUUGACAAGAGUUCCAGAUGACUCACAUAGUAUGGGGCUCGCAUACAGCCAACUGUCAUGGUGAUGACAACUGGUUAAAUGGGCUGCCACAGGCUUCAUCAAGCUUCCUACAGAACCUAGAUUGGAAUCAGAGAAGCACAUGGACAGAGGAAUAAACCCUCACACAACACUUCUCAAAUACAAAUGCACCAGUUGCCUCCUACAUGGCCCCAUAAUAUGGACUCAAAAUCAAAUUCUUAAUCAACUUAUUUUUAACCAUUGCACAUUGCUAUUGUUUUAUUCAUUACUGGUUUAAUAUAUUUAACUGUGGGUCUGGCGGCUUCGCUGUCUCUCAUCUCAGCCUUGUCCCAGAGUGGAGCUCACAUCUGGUUGUAAUCAGGAGAGAGAGAGAGAGAGAGAGAGAGAGAGAGAAUGCAUGCCCAUUAGUAGUCCAUGAUUUGGCAGUAGUCUUCACGUACAACGGUACCCCAUCCAUCUCUCCACUGGAGUUAUACAGAACAUAGCCUCCUAGAAGGCCUUUUCUCCAACCCAUUCUUCCCACCCUUAUUACCCAAUUUAAUUAGAUUCUAAACGAGGGGAACAAAAUGAACAGGAGUCAUGGAUUUGGGUUAUUGGCAGCCUCGGGGAUAAGGAGACCCUGCUGAGAGCAGAGAAUAUACAUUUAUGGGCUAAAAACGCCUAACGUCAGACACUACAGGGUUAAUUUAAUUAGAAAGGGCAAUGGCUGGUGUUCUGUGGAUAUGAAGAACAAAAUGAGUCAUUAUUCGAACUAAAUCCCUGUUAUAAUCUCUCCCUAAU